AUGAGUGAUCGCAGCUUCCGAGUCGGCGUCGGCGGGAUGAUCCAGGAGUCGCACUCCUUCUCGCCGGCCAGCUCGUCCCUGGAGCGGUUCCGCUCCGGGCUCUACCUGCGCGGGCGGGAAGUCUUCGACACGCUCGGGAGCUGCCGGCACGAGGUGGCAGGGGGGCUGAGCGAGUUGCGCGAGGCGGCCGUGCCGCUGUUCUUCGCCUUCGCGGCCUCCUCCGGACGGCCGCUGGACGAUCCCACCUACUGCCAUCUACAGGCCGAGUUGCUGGGCGCCAUUCGCGACGCCGGCCCCCUCGACGGAUUGCUGCUGGUCACGCACGGAGCGAUGGUCACCGAGGCGGACGACGACGGCACCGGCCGCCUGUAUGCCGCGAUCCGCGAGUUGGUCGGCCCGGACCUGCCGAUCGUGGCCACGAUCGACUGCCACGCCAACGUCACGCAGCGCAUGGUCGACCUCACAGACGCGAUGGUCUUCUACCACACGCAGCCGCACGUCGAUCACGUCGAGACCGGCGCCCUCGGCGCGCGCAUCCUCACGGGAAUCCUGCACGGCGGCCCCCGGCCGGCGAAGGCGUUCCGCUCCCUGCCGAUGGUGCUGCCGGGCGAGAACGGCAACACCACCGGCGGCGCGUUCGAGCCGGUGAUGCGCGAGGUCGGCCGCCGAGGAGCGGCCCGGCGUCCUCUCCGCCGGUGCGUGCGCGGUGCAGCCGUGGAUGGAUCUGGCCGAGCGGCCGCGCCCGGCGACGGCACGUUCGUCUUCGGCGACAGCGCGGACGCGCCGGGAUCGGGCGCCACCGGCGACAGCACGGCGCUGCUGCGGGCGCUGCUCGACGCCGGCUUCCGGCGCACGGCGCUCCUCAACAUCGUCGACGCCGCGGCCGUCGAUGCUGCGGAAGCGGCCGGCGUCGGCGCGCAGGUGCGCCUGACGAUCGGCGCCUCGCUCGACCGGACCUUCUACCAGCCGGUGCCGAUCGUCGCGCGCGUCGCGGGGCUCGCCCCCGGCCGCUUCCGGCAUGAGACCGCGGCCAACACCGGGUUCCCGUUCGACCUGGGCGGCGUCGCGGUGCUGGAGGUGGGAUCGAUCUCGAUCAUGGCGAUGCGGCGCGCCGUCGUGCAGUGGGACCCGGAGAUGUACCGCUGCGCGGGCCUGGAGCCGACGACGUUCCGGGUCGUGCAGGUGAAGUCGCCCGGCGGAUUCCGCAACGCCUACGGGCCCCUGGCCGACCGGAUCUUCAUCGUCGACCUGCCCGGCCUGUGCAGCCCCGACUUCUCGCUGUUCCCGUGGAAGCGGGUGCGCCGGCCGAUCUUCCCGCUCGACGACAUCCGCGAGCCCGAGCCCUGGCGGGCGGCGGGCUGA
Molecule: messenger RNA, 1362 nt
Organism: Geodia barretti
Lineage: Eukaryota; Metazoa; Porifera; Demospongiae; Tetractinellida; Geodiidae
Source: the annotation of a GenBank genome assembly